This is a messenger RNA of Cheilinus undulatus (humphead wrasse), 4502 nucleotides long. Its product is annotated as high mobility group AT-hook 2b. Gene Ontology annotation, molecular function: DNA binding; transcription coregulator activity. Lineage: Eukaryota; Metazoa; Chordata; Actinopteri; Labriformes; Labridae. Gene Ontology annotation, biological process: regulation of DNA-templated transcription. The record is from RefSeq and is a predicted model, not a curated record. Gene Ontology annotation, cellular component: nucleus; chromatin. The transcript has 6 exons.
AACCAAAAACAAAAAAUGUAUUCAAACAAUGUAGGUUUCAUAGAACAAUUUGAUAAAUGCCAUAAACUGAUUUUUUUCCAAAAGGAAAUGACAGACUCUGACACAAAAAUAUGCAUGUCAUAUCACUGACCGUUACACACUGCUUGUCUGAAUCAUUUUAGUUGAACUGUCCUCUUUUUGUCCUAUUAACUCAUAAAUGAAAAAGAAUGCAGUGAUAAAAUCUUACUGCAGCCUUUCAGGUUCGGAGAAUAACUUGAUCUAUGUAUCUCCCAGUAUCAUCAGAGGUGUGGAAGUUUUAAAGCACACUUUGUAAGUUUCUAACAUCCUCUGGAAAUGUACCCUUUACCACAAAACUGUACCCCCCCCCCCCCCCCCCCCAGUGUUGAAUGGAGCUCUGAAAUACCUUCUUUGCCCCCAGCCUCUAAAGAAAUCCCUCCUCUCCCUGUCUUUUGAUGCCUGCCCCCACCUCUAAAGACAUGCCUUUGUGCCUUAUGCAGAACUGUAUGCGCUGCACAUUCUUUCUAGUUCUAUAGGAGGAUUUUUGUAACCCGGUCCUGAUGAGCCCACGGAAUUCAGCUUAAAUAAACCUCAAGAUCAGAGUCCAACCGAAUCUCAGACACACCAGCCUGCAGAAGGCCACUGAACUCUCCCCUUCACACACAACCACUCACACAGACUGACACACAAUUUCACUUGCAUGCAAAUCCUGCCCUCAUCUCUGUCUUAGUCCCCAUUCUGCUUCUGUCUUCUGAAAAAUUGUUUGCUUCAACUUGUCUCUUUUUUUUCUUUUUUUUUGCAGAAAUAGUAGCUAAUUGUACUUAAGUGCUCCUAGGUGCUAAUAAUGGCUUAUUAUGGCCCUGCUAUAGACUUCAGCACUGACAGUUAUGAUUUCAGUGUCAUUCUGUUCAUUUUCAUUUAGUAAUAUUUAUAGUGGAUGACUAAUCAAAUUCAUAUGAGUCGCAUUUCUCAUCAACCGUUGGCCAAGUUUCUGAGAAACCUGAGUAAAAUGGUUAACAAAUGCUGGUUAAUAUGCAAAUAGUUUGUCAUUUUGUUUUUGCAUAUUAGGGUAACAGACAUCUGUAGGCAGAUUUGGAUAAAAAUGCAUCUGAAGUUUUUUCUAAAAGUCUAAUAAUCAGGUUUUAUGUCUAACCAGUGACUGUAUUUACUUAAACAUAAAACUGACAAUGUGAUCCCUUCAAAUGGAGACCUUUGCCUCAUGUUUGUAACCUAAAGCUUUAUAUUCUGGUCUCAUGCCAGCUCGCUCACCUGACAUGACUCCAUGAGCGCCCCAGCAUAAGGCGUUCCAGGAAUGCAUGCAUUCACUCACUGCAGUUCAAACUUUUCCAUCGCUAUUUAUCAGUUAGUGAAAAUGCAGAGUUAUCUACUGAAAAGAAAGAAAGAAAAAAUGUAUGGCAAAACUCACUCAAGGCAAAUAGAUAUGGAACUAAAACUAUAAUAGGCAGGUUAUUAAAAAAUCCCAUGCAAUCUUAUAUGUGGGGUUUUCAUUUUAUUUAAAAUAUUUGUGAAAAUGUCAUCUUACAGAGUUUGGAGAUAACAUAAUCAAAGACAUAUAUACUCUUUUUGCGUUCUGUAAUAAAAAGUAACCGUACAUCUGGCUUUUCCACACAUGGGACAGCGCUUUUAUAAUGCACACUUAUGUUUACAGCAAAAGAAUAAAUUAAUGAGCCAAUCUGAGAUAGUUUUUUUUCUGCAAAUGGUAAUCAGACAUCUACCAUGUCCUGAAAACCCCCAUUAGACAUAUGAGUCCUUUGUUCUGACUGGCAGGAUUGUAUCUGUAACACUGCAGGUAAGAGUGAAACUUCUGCUCUAAACACACCACCAUCAUUUCUACUCUCUCUUUUUUGGCUCCUUUCUGUCCUGUAGGGAACUUCCCAGGCCCCGGACCCUGCUUUGGGAACCCCGGAACCAGACUCUACCCUCAUGCCUGAUGCCCUAGUGUCUGUGUGUCUCUCUCCCUGCCUUUUGUGGGUGGUCCGGUUAGCUUUUCGGGGCGGGGUCCUCUCCGUUUCAACCCUCCUACCCUCGUUCUUUCUUGAAACAUGCUUUAAUAGAGAAAGUAUGCAAUGCAUACUGCUCAGCUACAACCCCCAAUUAUACUGCAACUGGGGUAUUCGUGACUGGACGUCUGGGGGAUCACACACAUUUCCGAUUAGAGAAGGAGGAGGAGAGAGAGAGGAGGGGGGAGAGAGAGAGUGAGGGAGGGAGAGAGAGAGAGUUUACCCUUUCAUUCCAGCCAAUGAGACGGUCGAUACACUAACAUUUUCAUAGUUGUGCACGAGCACAAAGUGAACUGACGGUGUGAACUUCCAGGUAAAACUGCAACCCGACUCAAGGUGAGUUCAGCUCGCUCCUCUCUGUUUUAUGUUGCAUUUGAGGCCGCCUGCAUGAACAGGAUCAGUCAGGCUGAACAUGGAGCCUAUAGCCUGAAUGCAUAUGUGUCCGUUGAGGCCGCUCCUCCAGGCUUUGAUGCCCACACUCUUUGAAGCAGGUGGACAGACGCAGGCAUGAGUGACAGUGGGACCAAAGAGCCGUCUCCCCAGCCAAGCGCUGCCCUGUCACCUCCUGAGCCUCAGCGCAGGGGCCGGGGCCGGCCACGCAAACAACAGCAGGAGCCUGUUGGACCACCGACUCCAAAGCGACCAAGAGGACGGCCGAAGGGCAGCAGGAACAAAGGCCCCAGAACUGCACUGAAGAAAGUAGAGCCUGUUGGAGAGAGACGACCACGUGGGCGACCAAGGAAAUGGCCACAGAAAGUAGUUCACGAAGUGACUGAAGAGCAGCAGGGUCCUUCAGAAGAAGCUGAGGAGGGCCCUUCACAGCUUGAGCCCUCAUCAUCUCAGGUUGCAGCACAGGAGGAAGGGGAGUAGAUAGGAAGCCUCUCUCUACCUACCUCAAGGUUCAGCCUCAAACAAACAGGGGUUCAACACGACCCCUUUCUGUGAUGGGGAUUCAGGAACACAUGCACACACAUCAACAAAUACAAAUCAAUGCAGACGGUUUAUUCUCCCAAUCCAGUCCUGUUCUCUGGUUUUGUUGUUUCACUACAGCAGUUUAGUUUUAAAAUUGGAAGAAUUAGAUCCUUAAAAAUGACUUAAAUACAUCACAGCUUGAGAAAUGAGCUUUUAAACACUCCUGCCAAAAGUGUAAAGGGAAUAUUAAAAACAAUCUUAUAAGGGUCAUCACAAUAACAGAAUUUUAAACUUAGAUAUACUAGUAAAAACCAAUAUCAAUACCUUUUUGAUACCACAGUGACAAAACUAUGUCUCGUGCACCCAGGAUUGAGUAAUUUCUUUUUUAAACACCAAACAUAAUCACACAAAGUUGUUGCCAAUGUUUUUGUGCCAGUCAAACAGAACUACUGCAAUCAGUUGUGUCUAGUUUAAAAUUUGACUAAAGAUCUAAAGUAUUUUUUCAAGCUUUGCAACUUUUCAUUACUAUUAAUCAUUAAAGUAAUGGAGAUUGUGAACAUUGUUUUAAAAAGUAUCAAUGUCAACCUAUGUUUAUUGUAGCCUGCAGCUUAUUAGCUUAGCAAAGCUUAAAGACUGGAAACAGGAAAAAGGCUUAAAUGGCUCCAUUCAAAAGUAUAAAAAUAUCCACCUUCAAGAAUAUCUAAAGAUCACAAGUUACAUGUUUUGUUUUCAAAAACCAAAGGUCAGAACUACUCCAUACUUUCUACACUUAUUAUAUGCCUUUAGGUUUAACAGGGCUGUAAGGUGGGAUUAGCUGUAUAGUAUUUAUGCUAAGUGUGACAAAACUAAGCUAACCAUUUUUCCUUGAAUCAGCUGUCUAAUCUUGCGCCCUGAUGAGAUGGUGCUUUUUGUUGUCAAACCUCACUGCCUUUUCUGUUCAAGAUGAACAAGUGCAGCUAAGUGGUGUUUUUAAUCAAGUUUUAGCUAAAUGAGAAUUUCUGUGCUGUAAACACAUACAAGGUAUAGCUGAUAAAUAAUGAGACUGUGGUUAUGUGAAUAAAACCAUGUGGUUCACAGUCACACAGUGUUAUGUAUUAAAGGUUGUGUUUUCACAUAUAGCUGCUGUAAGUUUCCAAUAAUUGACGUUGUUAGUUCGCUGCUACUGAUUGAAGUGUUCGUGUUUUUGCUGAGGCAUCAUGAUCAGCUUAAAAGUUGAGCCAGGCAUUAAUUUAGAAUUUUUGGUGAAAUUGAACAAAACAGCAGCAGAAUCUUGUGGUACAUUAUGAGGAAGACGAGUAUGAGGAAGAUUGCAUGCCACAUGCAAGUGUGUUUGAAUGAAACAAAAGAUUUAGUGAAGGCAGAGAGGAUGUCCAAGACAAUGAGCGUUUUGGGCGCCCAUGUGCAGCAAAAACUUCUGAAAACAUGCAACAAAUUGAACAAAUCGUUCAGAAUAGUCGACGACUCAGUGUAAGAAUGAAAGCAGAAAAAUUCUCCACUGAUGAAGAAACAGUUUGGCAAAUUUUGGAUGAAAAUUUGAACAUAAUAAAAAUGUGAGCCAUAGUUCUCCCAAAA